CCUUCAAGACUAACUGAUGUUAGACUACGUAACUUGGUUGUUUCUUGUAUAUAUUCUGCAGAAAUCAAUGACUUUAUCAUCACAUCUGUGGACUGUAUCCAUCUGAUGGAAGGUCUGGUGGGCGUCGAGUUUACUGUAGAAGAAAAGAAUCGGAUCCGACGCAACCUCGAAGGACUGCGGCCAAUCACGGUAGGAAAAGGCCGUCCUGAAUAUGCUGCCUUUUUCCGCUUGAUAAUGAAUUUCCCCGAACCACGGCCUCGUAAUAUCGAAAAGGAUCUAAAGGUGUUUUUGUGGUCUGAUCUAGAAGAAGCCUUGCGAAAAAUCAUCAAAAAGUACACACCAAGUUACAGC
Molecule: messenger RNA, 351 nt
Organism: Phycomyces blakesleeanus NRRL 1555(-)
Lineage: Eukaryota; Fungi; Mucoromycota; Mucoromycetes; Mucorales; Phycomycetaceae
Exons: 1
Cellular component (GO): nucleus
Source: RefSeq, a predicted model, not a curated record